Pipistrellus nathusii (Nathusius's pipistrelle) is the source of this 765-nucleotide messenger RNA. NCBI's taxonomy places the organism in Eukaryota, Metazoa, Chordata, Mammalia, Chiroptera, Vespertilionidae. The record is from the annotation of a GenBank genome assembly.
AUGAAGCAGAUCCUCAACCUGUCCUUUGCAGCCUGCGGCUUCCUGGGCACCUACCACUUGGGGGCAGCGUCGGCCUUCCACCAGCACGGCCAGCGGCUGCUGCGGGAGGUCCAGGCCUUUGCUGGGGCCUCGGCCGGGUCCCUGGUGGCUUCUGUCCUGCUCACAGCGCCCGAGAAAAUAGAGGACUGCAGCCGGUUCGCCCACCACUUCGCCGAGGAGACGAGGAGGCAGCCGUUGGGGGCCCUGACCCCGGGGUACGAUUUCAUGGCCAGACUGAGACGCGGCGUGGAGUCCAUUCUGCCCCCUGACGCCCACGCCCUGGCCCACGGCCGCCUGCACGUCUCGCUCACCAGCGCCCGCACCGGGCGGAACGUCCUGGUCUCCAGCUUCUCCUCCCGCGAGGAUCUCAUCCAGGUCCUUCUGGCCAGCAGCUUCGUGCCCCUCUACGCCGGCCUGCGGCCCGUGGAAUACCAGGGACAGACCUGGGUGGACGGCGGGCUCAGCGACAGCCUCCCCGUGCUGCCCGCCGGCCGCACCGUGACCAUCUCGCCCUUCAGCGGCCGCCCCGACGUGUGCCCGCAGGACGGGGGGCCAGAGGGUAUCCACGUGGCCGUGGCCAACCAGCACAUCCAGCUGUCCGCAGCCAACCUGGUGCGGCUCGGCCAGGCCCUGUUCCCGCCCGGCCGGCCGGGCAUGGAGGCCCUGCACCAGCGCGGGUUCGAGGACGCCGUGGGCUUCCUGCGCAGGGAGGGCUGGUUCCAGUAG